AAAAAAAAAAGAGAACAGAUAAAAUCAGAAUGACCCCUUGAUAGUUUCAUACUCGUCACUGAUUCCCAGCAGACGAACAGAGAUUUCUCAGAGGAAUUCAUAACUCACUUACCCACUUUGAUUUGCCCAUCUUUCAUCUCUGAAAGAUUGUUUAUUCGAUCUACGAAUUUCAGAUAUGUCGAAGAUUUGGCAGAGAGGGAUUCGAUAUUUCUCCUAUGCUUCUUCGAUCGAGAAAGGGCAGAGUCGUGUCAUUGAUGCUUCGUUAACUCUCAUUCGUGAAAGGGCAAAACUCAAAGGAGAGUUAGUGCGUCUCAUAGGAGGAGCCAAAGCUUCAGCAUCUCUUCUUGGUGUACCUCUUGGCCACAACUCUUCUUUCCUUCAAGGUCCUGCUUUUGCUCCUCCAAGAAUCAGAGAAGCUAUUUGGUGUGGUAGCACAAACUCCUCCACUGAAGAAGGGAAGGAGCUUAAGGACGCACGGGUUCUAACUGAUGUUGGAGAUGUUCCGGUACAAGAGAUUAGAGAUUGUGGGGUUGAUGAUGAUAGGCUGAUGAAUGUAAUUAGCGAAUCUGUAAAGCUUGUGAUGGAAGAGGAACCAUUACGUCCACUGGUAUUAGGUGGAGACCAUUCCAUAUCUUAUCCGGUUGUUAGAGCGGUUUCUGAGAAACUUGGAGGACCUGUGGACAUUCUUCAUCUCGACGCACAUCCUGAUAUAUAUGACUGUUUUGAAGGCAACAAGUACUCUCAUGCAUCUUCCUUUGCUCGUAUCAUGGAAGGUGGCUAUGCUCGGCGUCUUUUACAGGUUGGGAUCAGAUCAAUAAACCAGGAAGGACGGGAACAGGGCAAGAGAUUUGGAGUAGAACAGUAUGAGAUGCGAACCUUCUCAAGAGAUCGCCAAAUUUUGGAGAAUCUGAAACUAGGGGAAGGAGUGAAAGGUGUGUACAUCUCGAUCGAUGUGGACUGUCUUGAUCCGGCAUUUGCACCAGGAGUGUCCCACAUUGAGCCAGGAGGUCUCUCUUUCCGAGACGUACUUAACAUCUUACAUAACCUUCAGGGAGAUGUUGUUGGGGCUGAUGUUGUCGAGUUCAACCCGCAACGUGAUACUGUUGACGGCAUGACGGCAAUGGUGGCCGCUAAGCUUGUUAGAGAACUAGCCGCAAAAAUCUCGAAAUGAAUCAGAAUGGUAUGUUGGAGUUCCUGGUUUUGCUAUGUUUCUUUGUUUUCAUUGUUCAAGUUUGUAAUAUUUCGGUUUAGGUUCUUGAGAAGUCUGGCCCCGUAGACAGAACAGUCAUAGAUAUGAAUAAGAAUGCUUACACUAUAUAUGGUCAUGCAUCGCAGGAGAAAAUGUAAAUGAAAGACUAACUCAUUUCCUAAAUGUCUAAAUUUUUUUGCCA
Molecule: messenger RNA, 1391 nt
Organism: Eutrema salsugineum
Lineage: Eukaryota; Viridiplantae; Streptophyta; Magnoliopsida; Brassicales; Brassicaceae
Product: arginase 1, mitochondrial
Exons: 6
Coding region: 176-1171 (331 amino acids)
Molecular function (GO): agmatinase activity; metal ion binding
Source: RefSeq, a predicted model, not a curated record